AAGGUCUAGCAGUAUGUGUUUUUUGCAGUGAGGUCCUCGUGUCUAACGAGGAUGAUCCCGCUACCGAUUCUGAUCGGUCUCCGCUGUCGGGGCCGCAAUGCGCUGGUGAAACAUCCUGGUAGGCAGAAUGUCGCGGGAGAAUGUGGACAAAGACUUCAGGCGAAGCUGUUUCCGACGCAGGUUUCACGGUCUCCUUUUGACCAGCCAGCUAUAGUGCCGCAUCUACGUGGACCCCACUUAAUGUCGGCUUGCCGGUGUUUCGCGAAGAAACGAGUACGAUUGAGCGAGUAUGAUGAGUAUGAACAGAGCACGCAUCCAAGUCGUGUCCCCCUUACGUUUGUGAAUGUUCCCAUCCACCACCAGUCCGCGAGUGAACUAGUGGACACUGUAGUUGUCGCAGGCCGGCUUCGACUGAAGAACCCCAAUUUCUGGCGAAGAUGCACUACAGCGGUCACCGACCUCGUGUGCGGUUUCCGGGUCAGGGAGCUCGUUGCAAUAGUGAAUGCGUACGCGAAGGCCAGAUAUCGUGACGAGCAAUUGUUUAGUUGCCUUGCGAAAGCGAUCGGGCGACAAGUCUCCCAAUGCCGCCCUUCGGACAUUGCUGUUGCCGCUCAGGCGUUUGCGCGGAUGAAUAUCAGAGAAUGUGACUUUAUGGACGUUCUCGGCGGGGAGGCCUCACGCCGUCUCCACGAGAUGGGACCGCGCGGCAUUGCAAUGCUCGCAUGGUCUUACGGGAGAUUAGGGAUCUUCCAUUAUGCGCUGUUUGGGGGUAUCUUCCGUGAACUUUUGGACAAUGUUGACACAUUCUCCAGCCUCGACUUGACGCAGGUCAUCUGGGCGUUCGGCGAACUGAAGGUCAGCGAUGUGGCGGUUCUCUCGCGAAUCUGUGACAAGCUGCAGUCGCAUCUUCCUCAUCAGACACUUUCGGAGUCACUGAUUUGUACGCAUGCAUUACCUAGGAUGCUUUUCUUUGACCAUGAUGUGCUCUCCGAGCUCCGGAGCCUCUAUGUACAGCGACUGCGAGAACUUCCCUUAGCAGAAUUACCUCUGCUUCUCCACACCUUUGCCAGGCUGGAUCGGCAGUGUGCGCCUCAUGAGCGGCCCCCGCCGUCUACCAGACUUCAUCAGCUUCUUGUGAAGGCGAUUCUGAACAACAUUUCUUACUACAAACCAGCGGACAUUGAGCGAACGCGGUCGUCUUUAGCGGCCGCCGAGAUGGCAGACGACUUUCUCGACGAUGUGGUUUCUUCUGUUCUACCCUCGCAAAUACGCGCGAUGACAGUCCAAGACAAGAUUGGUCUCUUGGAGUUCUACAGAUUCUCGGCUGCUCCAAAUUGGACCGCUAUAGCAGAUAUUGUAACGGAGCUGUUCCCUUCAUCUCAUUCCCUUCGCCUGAGAGACUGGCACCGGCAGCAGGUGUCUGAAGAACACACCCUGCGGUGUCUCGAGAGCUUGGCCGCCAUAGGUCACAGAGAAGCGUUUCUGUACGUUCUCCAAUCGUUGAAAGAAGCUGACGACGCGGAGCACAUCUUCACGGGCACGGCGUUUUCGAGUUAUGCUCCGGAAGCAGACAACACAGAACCUCUCGAAGCGUCGGUCGGAAAGAAUGUCCUGAGGGGAGCCGCUUCGCUUGUCAUCCACCGUCUCCUUUGUCAAAUGAUGCCGACUGAAGCGGAGUUCCUAGCGCUUUUGGAGGAAUCCUUCAGUCACCGUUCCGGAUCUGUGUCUGCCGACACAGUCGGACCAGCCGUUAGUCGACUGGAAGAUUGCCGGCGACAAUCACCGAGCCAGGCCGGUGUCUCACCCAGUCCUUCCAGAGGUGCUCGAGGAGAGAGUCGCGGUGCCAGAAAUUCUUUUUCUGAACAUUUAGGCUCCUUCUUGCAGCUGGUACAAGGGGACGCGCUAAGGCCCAACGCAUCCCGUUUCAACUAUAUGGGCCGAACAGUGAAGCAAAACGAGGCUGUCUCAGACACAGCGAGGCAAACAAACACCUUAGUGGCUCAGCCUCCAUCUGGGGCUUCGAAAAACGGACUUCAGGCGCCGCCGCAGAGCUUCUGGACUUUUCAGGACGCUACAGACGUGAAAAGCACUGCUGGUGACGCCGGUCUAGGCACGUCAGAGCCAGGCCGGAUCGAGAUGCAUGCAAAAGAAGCGUCUGAAACGACACACAGCAAUACCGAUUUAUUGGACUCGUCUUCAAUUGAUACGGACACACUGCUAGAACAAAGGAUCGAUGCUUCGUCUGAACUCGACAGCAGCCGCACACAUGCGACCGGGCCUCAGCGCAGUUCGCAGGACGGCGACGGGGAGGGGCGAGGCGGACCUACGGCCUCUUGCAUUGAGAGAACUCCGGGUGCAGAGAGGCUUCGUUUGGACCCAAACAUUUUGAAUUUGGAAUUCUACAACGCACUGAGGCUGGCAGUGACCAAUGCGGAGCCUCACGAUCUUGUUGCCGCACUCAUACGCUUUCCACGGGACCCAGCGCGAGGGCUUUGGAUCCACGAGCUCGUCACUAAGAAGCUCGAAGCGCUCGAGCCCGAGUAUUUGCCGGGCGUGCUUCUGGAGCUGGGAAAGCACUUAAAGCAGAGCGAAGACUUCGAGACAAAUCGUGAGGAAGUAGAAAGCCACCCCGAUACGCAGGGAAGCCAUCUUCCCCUCCUGUCUCCCGAGCAAGUGGAAGCGUAUAUAUCUCGGGUGUUUGAGUGUCUCUUCAGUUCUCUGGAAGCUGUAGAAACAGAAGAGCGAGAAACAUUGCGACAGGAGAGGCAUCCCCAGAGGGACUACCCUCGAUUGACUGCUUUGUCAAACUCUGCUCUGGCUGUCGUCGUGAAGAUGCUCGAAGUCUAUUCCGACCGAGAAACCGCUCAAGGCUACGCCGUUGCAUGCGCUUCCCUUUUCCUGCGGCGACUGGCAACCGCUAAUGGCCACACGAUUUCCCAUAGCGGGACAGAGGAAAGAGCUGAGCGGACUACGGCAGGCGCACGAACCUCCGCUACGCAGGAGCAAGCAACAGCGAAGCAGCUGGCGAGAAUUUUCCACUCUCUCAUUUCCCUCGACGUCCUGCCUUCACAGGGUCUUUGCAUAGAACUCGCUCGCCGCGUCGGACUUCUUUCGUCGCCAGAUCUUUUCACAGUCCUUCGUAAUUUCGCGGCACUGGGAUGUUGCGAUGAGCCCGUCGCCGCCCACCUCUUGUUGGGCCUCAGCGUUCGCAAGUUCCAAAUCAAAAGCUGGAAGAAAAUGAGAGAACUGGAGUUUCUGUGCUCUCGACUCGGCGUGGAUUUGGAGGAUGGUCUGCCAACGGGCGAAGGCGGUCAAGGGAAAGAGCGAGGGGCAUACGCGCCCUCGAUUGCAGAUGCGUUGGGAAGAGAAGAUGACGAAAGUCUAGGCGCGGUGGAGUUGCCAAACGACUCAGAACUUCCAAAGUUAGAAGACGAACUGGACCAGGAAAUCGCUGAGCGAGUGGAAAGACGACAUCGGCAGAAAACGAAUACAUCCCAGUCACUUAAAACAACUGCAGCGCCGUGA
Messenger RNA from Toxoplasma gondii ME49, 3525 nucleotides. RefSeq lists its product as hypothetical. Lineage: Eukaryota; Apicomplexa; Conoidasida; Eucoccidiorida; Sarcocystidae. Gene Ontology annotation, molecular function: RNA binding. Gene Ontology annotation, cellular component: mitochondrial matrix; ribonucleoprotein granule. The coding region runs from base 52 to 3525 and encodes 1157 amino acids. The transcript is spliced from 9 exons. The record is from RefSeq and is a predicted model, not a curated record. Gene Ontology annotation, biological process: regulation of mitochondrial mRNA stability; mitochondrial RNA processing.